Neurospora tetrasperma FGSC 2508 is the source of this 1693-nucleotide messenger RNA. RefSeq lists its product as uncharacterized. Gene Ontology annotation, cellular component: membrane. NCBI's taxonomy places the organism in Eukaryota, Fungi, Ascomycota, Sordariomycetes, Sordariales, Sordariaceae. Gene Ontology annotation, biological process: transmembrane transport. The record is from RefSeq and is a predicted model, not a curated record. Gene Ontology annotation, molecular function: transmembrane transporter activity. The coding region runs from base 70 to 1620 and encodes 516 amino acids. The transcript is spliced from 3 exons.
CUUUGUUUGGUCUGGGUCCGUGGUGUUUCUGUGUCAUCUUGCCUAUCCACCCCUUACAACACAUACAGCAUGGCCAGGCACGGGGGCCGUGAUUCCCUCUCAGGGAUCGAGAAGCCGGCGGUCGAAGCAUCCGAGAACUAUACACACAAUGAGCAGCCAAACACUGGCAAUCUCAAUGUCCGCGCUAUGGACCCUGAGGAGCGCAUUCGUAUCGAAAAGUCUCUCCUCCGCAAGCUUGAUGCUCGGUGCUCCUACUUUGUUGUCAUUUAUAUCUUGAACUACCUCGACCGAAACAACAUUGGUGCCGCCCGUCUCAAGGGUCUUCAAGAGGAUCUCAAGUUGAGCGAUACCCAAUAUGCGACAUGUCUCUCCAUUCUUUAUGUCGGAUAUAUCCUCAUGCAGAUCCCUUCCAACAUGUUCAUCAACCGAAUUCCCCGGCCAUCGCUCUACAUCUCGGCAGUCAUGGCGAUCUGGGGUCUCAUUUCGACGUUGACCGGUCUGGCCAAGGGCUUUGGCGGCAUGGUUGCCAUCCGGUUCCUGUUGGGCUUCGUCGAAGCCGCCUUCCUGCCCGGAGCGCUCUUGAUUCUCAGCAAGUGGUACACCCGUCGUGAGCUGACCAAGCGCAACGCCAUUCUCUUCUGCGGCAAUCUCAUCUCGAACGCCUUCUCUUCUCUCGUCGGUGCUGGCGUCUUGUCCAACAUGGACGGCGUGCUGGGUCACAGGGCCUGGAGGUGGCUGUUCUAUAUCGAAGGUGCCGCCACCAUGUUCGUCGCCGUCAUGGCGGCUUUCAUCCUUCCCGACUUGCCGACCAACAGCCGCGGGUUCACCGAGGAGGAACUCUUGGUUGCCCAGUUGCGCAUGACCGAAGAUGUCGGUGAAGCCGAUAGCGACUCAGCCGAUAUGGGGAUCUUUGACGGCUUGAUUAUGGUCGUCAAGGACUGGAAGGUUUAUCUGAUGAUGCUGACUUUCACUGCCUACACCACCGGUUUGAGUUUCAACGCCUUCUUCCCUACACUCACGGGUACUCUAGGCCUGGCAUAUGUUCCCACUCUUCUUCUCAGCGCCCCUCCCUGGGUUUUUGCCUGCAUCUUCUCACUCAUCAACGCCUGGCACUCGGAUCGGAAACAAGAAAAGUUUGGUCACAUUGUCGGCCCCAUCUGCAUGGGUCUUGUCGGAUUCGUUAUCAGCAUGGCGACCCUCAACAAGGCGGCGAGAUAUGUUGCCCUCUUCCUGCAAGCUGGCUCUUACGCUGGCUUCAUCGUCUUUUACUCGUGGAUCAGCUCUUCGUUUCCCCGCCCACCUGCCAAGCGUGCCGUCGCUCUGGCCAUGAUCAACGCUUUCAGCCAGCUUGGCAACGUCGCGGGAUCGUACGUCUGGGACCUGAAGGAGAACGGCUACCGCAAGAGCUACGGCAUCGUGACGGCCAUGUUCGGUAUCACGGUUGUCGGCUGCUGGGUGAUCCGUAUGGUGCUUGUUGACCAGAACAAGAAGCUUGCGCUUGGAGAGGAAAGUGCAUGGGAGGUGCACGACGAUGUGGCCAACCAGACGGCGAGAGUGGAGGGAUUGAAGAGCGAAGGUGCCGAUUUGAAGCCACAGAUUGGGUUCAGAUAUCUUGUUUGAUUUAGCGCAGGAAAGCGUAUGUCUGUAUGAUUUCAGAUCUUGGUUAAUGAUACCCCGAGAACUUGUUCAACUG